CAUCGGAGCUUAUGAAUUUCCGAUGUGCCUGGUCUUGAAUUUUCGUGUAGCUAUCCAAACGAUAGCAAAGGACCGGGUUGCAAAGAGGUGCAUUGCACAUCAAGCCGCUGCCGAAACUCGCACCACUCACGAUAUGAUCAAUCUCUGAAGCUGAGGAUCCCAUCUCGAGACCGUCUGACUGACCUCCCUCCGCCGUCAUGGGGCAUCUCAAGCCCAUCUUUCGACCUCACCUUCGGCCAUGGCGCUCCGCCCUCUCGCUCCUCUCUCAUCAGACACCCCAAGCGCAACCCAAUAUCCGCCCCGCCGCCUUCUGCAUAAGCCGCGCCUCCUCCAGCCGGGCCAAAACCCCCAUAAUCCCAGACCCAACGCCGUUCUGCCCAGACGUCUCAACCUUCCUAACCCUCAUCGGCCGGGGCCUCAAGUCGCACGUAUCCAAGUUCCCGACGUGGGAGGCCCUCUUCUCCUUAACGUCUGACCAACUGCGCGAGCUGGGCAUCGAGCCGCCGCGGACGCGCCGCUACCUGAUCCAAUGGCGGUCUCGGUUCGCACGUGGACAGUUUGGCAUCGGGGGCGACCUGAAGUACGUCGAGGACGGGACGGCGGACCUCAAGAUUCUUGAGUACGCCAAGGACCCCCUGAACCCCAAGAAGUACGUCGUCAACGUGCCGCUGGGCAAGAGCGUGAAAGAGACACCGCAGGAGGAGCUGGCGAGGGUGUCCGGGUACAAGGUCAGGGGCGCUCGGACGAUUGUGGGACCGUAUGCGUUGCCGCUGAAGCAGGGAGAGGGGGUACGGAUUAAGAUCACGGAGGGUAUGUGGGAGAACAAGAGGGGUCGCAAGAUUGAUGGUGGUGAGAGAAGAAGGACGGAGGUCCGCUACAAGAAGCGCAUCCAAGAGCGUAGGGAGAUGCGGGAACGAGGCGAGAUCCCGUAGAUGCACUCCCAAUAGGUCAGAUCGAGAGUCAUUGUGUAAAAUAUUAGCAGAUGUGCAAAUAUUGUAU
This is a messenger RNA of Pseudomassariella vexata, 999 nucleotides long. RefSeq names its product IGR protein motif-domain-containing protein. The record is from RefSeq and is a predicted model, not a curated record. The coding region runs from base 198 to 932 and encodes 244 amino acids. Gene Ontology annotation, cellular component: mitochondrion. Lineage: Eukaryota; Fungi; Ascomycota; Sordariomycetes; Amphisphaeriales; Pseudomassariaceae. The transcript is spliced from 2 exons.